This is a messenger RNA of Didymella exigua CBS 183.55, 1677 nucleotides long. RefSeq lists its product as uncharacterized. The transcript is spliced from 3 exons. The record is from RefSeq and is a predicted model, not a curated record. Gene Ontology annotation, molecular function: zinc ion binding. Lineage: Eukaryota; Fungi; Ascomycota; Dothideomycetes; Pleosporales; Didymellaceae. The coding region runs from base 1 to 1677 and encodes 558 amino acids.
AUGGCGUCUCUCCCCCAGCAGCGCCCCGCGUCGCAGCGCAGAGCAUCUCCGCCGGCCGAAGCAUCUUCGUCACAGCAAGAAGAUGUCACGCGCAGCAGCAGUUUCUCUGCCGCGUCAGUCGACUCCCAGACACUCCUUUUGAACUCGCCGCAAGCGCACACCGACGGCGAGCAGGCAGAAGCACCGCGACAGAGCACCACGACUGCGCCGCAGCAACAGGAAGACGAGGAGCCGCGCAGGUGCUGGAUUUGCUUCAAUGACGAGACAGAGGACGAUGGCACAACUUCAGAGUGGAGGAGCCCGUGUACGUGCUCGCUGGUUGCGCACGAGAGGUGUUUGUUGGACUGGAUAGCGGAUAUGGAGGCACCGACAGCAGGGCGACGAGCAGGGCGCAAGAAGGGCAAGAUCCUGUGUCCGCAGUGCAAAACAGAAAUCCGAGUCGAGCGACCGCGCAGUGUUAUUGUGGACUCGGUGCGCGUGGUAGAGAAGUUGGCUGGCACGCUGCUGUUGCCUGGGUUCGCCUUCGUCACGGGUACAGCGCUGUACUCGACACUGGCACUUGCGGGAACACAAACGGUAUAUGCUAUCUUCGGGACACAGGACGCUGUGCAGAUACUGCAGCCGCUGUAUCAGGCGCCGACAGACCUGCCGUCAUCGCUGGCGAUACGACUGGUCGACCACCUGCGCCACCACUGGAGACUCGACAUUGGCUUACCGCUGAUACCGGCCGUCCUCGUCGCAAGCAGGACCACAAUGGCCGACUCGUUCCUCCCGUUCCUUCCACUCAUCUUCUUCGUCAGCUCAGGCCAGCCGGGUGACGAGAUGCUGCAGCUGCAGUGGCCUCCGAGCGCUGCGUUCUCCUUCGCUGCUCUUCCCUAUCUUCGAGGCUUCUACAAUGCAUACUACGACCGCGUGUGGGCCCCACGGGAACAGCGAUGGCUGAAGGAGAUUCAACCUCGGGCUGGCACCGAGGACGCUGCGCAGGAAGGCGGCCUAGAGUUCCAGCUUGGCGAGCACGACCAUGACCACGACCAUGACCACGACCAUGACCACGAUCACGAUGUAGACGAAGUCCUGGAGGUGGAAGUAGACUUUGACAUCUUCGGCGACUGGAACAACGGGGCCGCUCACAACCACAACCACGACAUGGUCGAAGCAGCACAGCCGGCCGAGGCCGCACACCCUCUCAACGCACCACCGCUCGACAACGACGAACAGGCACCCCAGGUGCCCGCGCAGGAAGCAGCCCCGGCGCCAAACGUCCCCGCGCAGCCCCGGCGCCAGCGCGUCCGUCGCGAGCACAACAUUGCAUUCUCCACGACGUCGCUCGCAGACACGAUUCUCGGCGCCCUUGUGUUCCCCUCGAUAGCCGCGGCCAUGGGCGAGCUCCUCCGGGUUUCACUGGCUACAGCCUGGGUCACGCCGCCUAAAGGGGUGACGACGACGUCCUGGCUCGGGGGAUGGUUAGGCGCAGGAGCGAUGCAGGGCGGCAAGGGCCGGCCCACGGGCUUCUUGCAGACGAGGUGGGGACGGAGCUUGGUGGGAGGGUGUCUGUUUGUGGGGAUCAAGGACGCGGUUAUGCUGUAUGUGCGGUGGAAGAUGGCGCAGAAUCACAGACGGAGGAAGGUGCUGGACUAUGAGGACGCGAAGAAGGGGAGGGGGAGUGCGCGGGCUUGA